Molecule: messenger RNA, 1874 nt
Organism: Acanthoscelides obtectus
Lineage: Eukaryota; Metazoa; Arthropoda; Insecta; Coleoptera; Chrysomelidae
Source: the annotation of a GenBank genome assembly
CCGUUUACAUAUAGAUAUACCUACGCGGCGGAUGUCUUCAUUUGGUGCGUUAAUGCAGUUCGAUGUACAGUCGAUGAAGAAGGUGGUGGUUGUAGUGACAUUGUGAGGGUGGCCUUAGGUACUUGAAGACUUGAGUGGCAUGAAUGAAGGUACUGCGGAUUGUUCAUGGUUUGUGAAAUACAAUGAUUAUCACUUAACCUAAGCUCAGCUCUCCACGAUGCUGCACCAUUACAACUAUCCUACUUCUCUGAGUCACUUUCUCAACUACCAUCAAUUGGAAGAUGCAAGUGUCAACGAAAAUGACCACGCGACACCGUCACCAUGUGACGAGCUUACACAAGACGACGACCCUAGGUGUAGGAGCAACUCAUCAGCCAAUAACAACAAAUCGUUCACUAUUGCUGCGAUAUUGGGUUUGAAAGGAGACGGAAAAGAUGCUAAUAGUUCCAGACAAGAUAUAAACGUGAUGAACCUUUCAGUCCAUACUGAUACUGAUAGGGAUUUCGUGGCUAGCUGUCAUCGGCUGCAACUACCUGUACGCAGACCUAAUGUAGGUGUUAACGGUGGAACAUCAACUAUACACUACUCACCCGUGACUGGUCCACAUGGAGUGAUAAAUGGCAGGGCAAGCGUCCGUUCGAAUGUCGGGGGAGGGGGCAACAUGAAACACAUGUCUUCGUCCUCUUCAGCCGGAGGGGUGUUGCAACAAAGCAAAAAGAGCUGUAAGAGCAAAAGGGUGCGGACCAUCUUCACCCCCGAACAAUUGGAACGUUUGGAGGCGGAAUUCGAGAGGCAGCAAUACAUGGUCGGGCCGGAAAGACUUUAUCUGGCACACACGUUGCAGCUUACAGAGGCGCAAGUGAAGGUCUGGUUUCAAAAUCGUCGCAUAAAGUGGCGCAAACACCACCUAGAAUUGACCCAUCAAAGGCUGGCUGUAUUGAAACAACAACAACUUCUAUUAGACGACGCCCAUCCAGAUGCUCAAGACACCAACAGUUCAAAUCCAGAUACGUGAGAUACGAAAACAGCUCUUGGUAUUCAUGACAUAUAAAAAUGUGUACAUACAAUUAACGAAUUAACCCUGUACUUUCUGGUAGACUAUCAUGUAAAUUAUACCCAUAGUACAGUCUAUCUGACUUUAAAGAGAUAAUUGUAUAAUAUUAAAAACAAUGUCCAUUUUGUAUGUAUCUAUGUGCAAAAAUAGGUCCCUUGAAGCGAAAAGGAAAAUAUCAUGAAACACAGAGAUGGAUCAUAAAGAUACUCAGGGUCUCCAAAGUAGGAACCACAUGAUCCCGGGACAUAAUCUUUUAUGAACUGAUGACGGCGUUGCAUGGGAGGUGCAGAGUCAACCUAUUCAACACUAUUUUUUUUUCAUAACUUCAAUUCAAAAAUUAAACCAACGUUGUAACUCAAGGAUUUCCCAAGAUCAUAGUACAAUUUCGUUUUUAUGCUGGAUGCCUUGUAUACUUCUUACAUAUUUAUUUCUUCGUCAUACAGGUCAUAACUUGCGAAACUUUACUAACGUAGACGCGGAUCGAGGAUGUCCUUUCAUAAACUGUUGCAAUGUUAUACUAUUUCUUCUUAUGUUCUCAUAGCGUCUUCGAUACUCAAAAUGCACUUCAAGUUUCUUCGAAAAUUCCUAAAACGCAAUUUUUUAGCCACUGUUGAUCAGAAGCACAAAAUUAUGAUGCUCCAACAAGUUUAUUGAGUUCAUUCUAGAUGUACCUUAUUGAACCGUAAGAAACAAAUUCCGCUACUGUAAAUAUUUUAGGACAUGGUCCUCCUGCCCUUAUUACUUCAUUAUCGUAGUGCAACAUGAACCAAAGUUAGAAUAAGUUGGUAAUUCAGUGUUAUAUUAUAAUAAUUGUAAGCCG